Molecule: messenger RNA, 1314 nt
Organism: Angiostrongylus costaricensis
Lineage: Eukaryota; Metazoa; Nematoda; Chromadorea; Rhabditida; Metastrongylidae
Source: the annotation of a GenBank genome assembly
AUGCAACAUCCUAUACGCUCGAUCGAUUCUAUACUUAUUUGCUUGUGUAUUUGCUUUCUGGAUUUGAUAUCAGGUAGUGAAGAUGAAUUCCGACUGAUCCAAGAUCUCAGAAACAACUACGAUCCCAUAGAAAGACCUGUUCGAAAUCAUUUGGAACCGAUACGAGUCAAUCUUCGCAUUUUGCUCCAACAACUCGUCGAUGUGAAGAACCAAGUGAUCACUUUGGUACUCUGGACACAGUACACAUGGAAUGAUUACAAAAUGCAUUGGGAUCCGAAGGAAUACGGUAACAUCACCAAUGUUCAGUUACCGAAUAAUUUUCUAUGGAAGCCGGAUAUACUUCUAUUCAAUAGCGCUGAUGAGCACUUCGAUGCGUCAUUCCCUGUGAAUUUCGUGGUCUCAUCGAACGGUGACGUACUUUUGGCUCCUCCCGGCAUCGUUAAAGUCUCCUGUGAAUUAUCAAUGACGUGGUUCCCUUUCGACGAACAGAUUUGCUUUAUCAAAUACGGUUCGUGGACGUAUACUGGUUCAAAACUUGAUCUUCACAUCGAUGAUAGAGGUUUGAACGAAAGACACAAAAUGGAUUUGAUGUAUUAUGUACCUAAUGGUGAAUUUGAAUUAGUUGCAACGCCCGCCGACCGUGUCGCUUCUGUGUUCAAUAACGAACCGUAUGUGGAGCUGUACUUUAGGCUACACUUGAAGAGAAAGACAUUAUAUUAUGGUCUUAACUGGAUUGUACCGUCGAUCCUCAUCUCAAUCAGUAACGUUCUAGGCUUCACCAUGCCACCUGAGUGCGGUGAAAAGAUCACCCUUCAAAUCACGAAUCUGCUCUCGGUGACCGUGUUUCUCGGCAUGGUCUCCGAGAUCACCCCACCUACCUCAGAAUCCAUUCCAAUAAUCGCUGUUUUCUUCUCUCUUUCAAUGCUCAUACUGGGAUUAUCCAUUAUUGCGACGCUUGUUAUUAUAAAUGUACACUUUCGUUCACCAAGAACUCAUCAAAUGGGAGAAUGGACGCAGCUGGUGUUCCUGGAAUGGCUACCGUGGUUCCUUUUGAUGUCUCGCCCAGGCAAGAAAUUCAUUCAUCGAUCGCUACAUUGUUCUUCCUUGCCUUCGAAUGAAGACGAGGUGGGACUCUUAAGAGUUUUUAUUCAGAACCGCUUUGACGAAGAAGAUCGAGAUUCGGAUCUACAAGCGGAUUGGAAAUUCAUGGCUAUGGUGAUCGAUCGAUUGUCGUUGUUCUUGUUUACACUACUCAUUGUCGCCACGACGUCUCUGAUUUUCUUGUCAACGCCGCGAAUAUUUUCUGACUAUUAA